Messenger RNA from Athene cunicularia (burrowing owl), 430 nucleotides. RefSeq names its product feather keratin 4-like. Bases 63 to 401 code for a protein of 112 amino acids. Gene Ontology annotation, cellular component: intermediate filament. The transcript has a single exon. Gene Ontology annotation, molecular function: structural constituent of cytoskeleton. The record is from RefSeq and is a predicted model, not a curated record. Lineage: Eukaryota; Metazoa; Chordata; Aves; Strigiformes; Strigidae.
AGCAGUGGGUUGAGUCAGGCUCCCCGCGGGGUGUGUUGCAGGUCCAGCUCCCGGCCCCAAGGAUGUCCUGCAGCCAGCAGCUCAGCUCCCGCUGCUCCUCACCCUGCGAGGUGACCUGCCCGCAGCCCAUCGCCGACGCCUGGAGCCAGCCCUGCGUCACCUCCUGCGGGGACUCGCGGGCUGUGGUCUACCCACCGCCCGUGGUCAUCACCUUCCCCGGCCCCAUCCUCAGCUCCUGCCCUCAGGAGAGCAUCGUGGGCUCCUCGUCCCCACUGGGGCUGGCCCGUCCCCGGGGCCUGCAGGGCUCCCUUAUCUACGGGGGCUCCUUGUCCUCCUCCUCCUCCUCUUCCUCUUUCAGCCGACACUGGAGGCAGCGCUAUGGGGGCUGUGGGCCCUGCUAAGCGUGGCCGAAGUUGUGGAUGGCAGGAGA